This is a messenger RNA of Pararge aegeria (speckled wood butterfly), 1691 nucleotides long. RefSeq names its product voltage-dependent calcium channel gamma-4 subunit (gene stg1). Bases 181 to 1542 code for a protein of 453 amino acids. Gene Ontology annotation, molecular function: channel regulator activity; voltage-gated calcium channel activity. NCBI's taxonomy places the organism in Eukaryota, Metazoa, Arthropoda, Insecta, Lepidoptera, Nymphalidae. The record is from RefSeq and is a predicted model, not a curated record. The transcript is spliced from 6 exons. Gene Ontology annotation, cellular component: postsynaptic density membrane; AMPA glutamate receptor complex. Gene Ontology annotation, biological process: transmission of nerve impulse; neurotransmitter receptor internalization; postsynaptic neurotransmitter receptor diffusion trapping.
UAUACGCACGUGUCCGGGCGCUACGGUGUAGCAGCGGGUUACGUCGUAUAAGUGGACAAUAAGUGCGCCUACUGAAACUAGAAGUGAACAUUUCUGUGAAUUAUGGUGAACUUAAAUGUUUGAGGAUUCCAGUUUGGUCGAGAUUUUUGCUAGUUGUUAUAUGUGAAGCGCAGGGAAGGUAUGUGGGGCGGCGGCGCGCAAUGCGUGCAUGCCUCGCUGCCGCGUGGGUCCCGCGCGCAGCCCGCUCCUACGCUCAGCGGCGCCAUCGCUAGCCGCCGCCCGCCCAGGCCCACGCCUCCCUCACCCACCCUAGUAGCACAGAUCGACUCAUCAGUUGCCUGCUUAUGGUUACUGACCCCACUAUCUGCCGGAACUGCUGUGGUUGCGGUCCUUAUCGCCGUCACAACAAAUAACUGGUUACACACGCAAGAAAACAUGUUAAAUCCAGCAUUCAACGGGUCCGGUAAACACGAGCUCGUUGCCAAACACACUGUAUCGGGACUUUGGCGAAUAUGUUAUACAGAACCUGGCAGUACCGUGUUUCGAUGUUUGGACAUACCAUAUUUCCCGCUGUUCCAGUAUACGCCGGAUCCGAGCGAUUCUACCUCUGCAAUACCAUAUGUUGUCACGCGCUCCGCAGUACCUCUUCUACUUGCUGUACUAACACAGGCAGUCGGCGCCCUUUGCUGUGUUUUAGGCCACUGUGUGAAGGGAAGAAGACUUUGUACAUUUAUUGCGGGAGUACUUUUUAUAAUAUCUGGUCUAAUCAUGCUGACUGGAAUCGUCAUGUACAUAUCUGUUUUCAAGUCCCAAGUGGGCCACAAACUCCGUUACAUGACAUUUUUUGAUACUCCAAGAAUGUCGUAUAGUUACGGCUACUCAUUUGGACUAUACAUUAGCGGGUUCGUUGCAGCAGAGCUAGCAGGAACAUCGGCUAUAUUUCUCUUCCUACAAUGGUACCAAAAAGACUGGAUAACAGAAUUAACAGAGAAGGCCAAAGUAGAUUGUCGUGCGUGGGACCGCGAGUUUGCCUUUUCAGACUUCAGGGAAAGAGACUCAACGUUAUUAGAAAGACGCAUGAUGAAAAGAGAUACCUAUCCUCCGAGUGGAUCGUCAGCAGCUACACCAAGAGAGCGAAGACGUUUUGUGUUUGAUGGAGACGAUGUCCCACAUUGCUCAAUACAUAAUAAAAAUCGGAGGGUGAAUUUAAGCUCAGCUUCGCUAAAAGAUUUAUCUUCCUCGACGCUUUAUGGAUUUCCCGCAGCGCCACGGCCAACGGCCUGCGACAACUAUUUUGAAGAGUUCAAAGAAGUCCCACAAAGCGCGAAUACUUUAAGUGGACUCCGAAGCGCAUCGAUAUUCCAGUCUCAGGCUUCAGUAGCCAGUGGAAGAUUUCUCGAUACCUCGGCAGUUGAGCCACCUCCAUCGAGAGAAGAGGAAAUGGUAACUUUCGGUCCUGGAGCGAGAGCAGCAGAUGAGAAACCACCUCGACACGAUCGCGCGGUCGGCACCGACCCUUACCGUAGAACUACCCCUGUUUGACUGACACACCCAUGGGUUUUACCCCCUGAAGCAUAUCGAUAAGUGAUAAAACGAUAACAACGUUUUCAUUAUAUGAAUAUAAAUAAGUAAAUGGCUGAGAAUAGCCAUCAAAUAAAAGAUCGUGUAAAGUGAUUUUCGAAUUUAUGAAC